GAUUCUGGGUCGUCGCUUCUGGUCAUAGAGCCUGGCGUGUACGACCGGCUCAUUGGGGAACUGAAAUGGAGGUUCACCAACUGCCAUAACUUGCCGGAACAGCAGAUCAUGAGUUGCGACUGUCCACCUGCCAAUGAUUUAAGCCGUAUUCCGCAGCUGGUGAUCAACGUGAUUGACGAGUCUAACCGACAGUUUCCUCUCUGCAUGUCACCGGAUGAGUACAUCUUAGAGUCUGUGGACCCGUUGGAUGGAAGGACCUCCUGCGUUCCUUCGAUUCAGCGCGGCUCUGACAGUCAGCCGGUCCCGCUGAUCUUCGGAAUGACCUUCAUGCGG
Molecule: messenger RNA, 333 nt
Organism: Symbiodinium pilosum
Lineage: Eukaryota; Dinophyceae; Suessiales; Symbiodiniaceae
Source: the annotation of a GenBank genome assembly